Molecule: messenger RNA, 2157 nt
Organism: Gymnogyps californianus (California condor)
Lineage: Eukaryota; Metazoa; Chordata; Aves; Accipitriformes; Cathartidae
Product: antigen WC1.1-like
Exons: 11
Coding region: 1-2157 (718 amino acids)
Cellular component (GO): membrane
Source: RefSeq, a predicted model, not a curated record
AUGAUCACCACAAGUAACAAUAACAAUAAAGCUAAUGCUAAUGAGACUGAGUACACAGGGUUCAGGCUGGUGAACGGCAGCACAGCGUGUGCGGGGAAGGUGGAGGUCCAGGUGCUGGGGACCUGGGGGACCCUCUGUGCCUCUCGCUGGGAUCUCUCGGAUGCCCACGUUCUCUGUCGUCAACUCAACUGUGGGUUUGCUGAGGCCAUUCCUGGAGGAGAGCAUUUUGGGAGAGAGACUGGCCCUGUCUGGAGAGACUCCUUCCACUGUGACGGGACUGAAGCCCACCUGGCACAGUGCCCAGUGAUCACCCUGGGGGCCUCACCAUGCUCCCACGGGAACACUGCUGCUGUCAUUUGCUCAGCCGGCUUUGCAUCCCUGUGGCUGGUGGGCGGAGGGAGCUGGUGCGACGGACGAGUGGAGAUCUUCCAGCAUGGGAUGUGGGGCAGAGUUCUGGAUGACGAGUGGGACGUGCAGGAGGCCAGUGUGGUGUGCCAGCAGCUGCGGUGCGGAGAGGCAGGGACAGCCUACAACCCCCCAAAGCCUGAGCGAGGGACGGGCCCCGUGGGGCUGCGAGGGGUCCGGUGCGCAGGGCACGAGGCCAACCUGGCCCUCUGCAACACCUCCCUGCCUGAGAGUGCACCGGCGGCAGGGGUUGCGGAAGACGUGGGAGUCAUUUGCUGGGGGAGCCGGCGGGUCCGGCUCGUGAACGGGACUGGGCGCUGUGCUGGGAGAGUGGAGCUCUACUACCAGGGCACCUGGGGGACUGUGUGUGACGAUGGCUGGGACCUGUCUGAUGCCGCCGUCGUUUGCCACCAGCUGGGCUGUGGAGGGGCGGUGGAGGCGGCUGGCUCUGCUCGGUUUGGGGAAGGCUCUGGGCAGAUCUGGCUGGAUGGCGUGAACUGCUCUGGGGCCGAAGCUGCUCUCUGGGACUGCCCUGCCGGGCCCUGGGGGCAGCACGACUGCGGGCACAAGGAGGACGCGGGAGUCAUCUGCUCAGAGUUCAUGGCCCUGAGGCUGGAGAACAGCGACGGCUGCUCCGGGCGCCUGCAGGUUUUCUACAAUGGGACAUGGGGGAGCAUUUGCUCCAACUCGAUGACUCUUGACACGGUGUCACUGGCAUGCCAGGAGCUGGGCUGCGGGGAUGGAGGAUCCCUGGAAACACGCCUGCCCUAUGGCAGGGUGUCUGGCCCUGCCUGGCUGGAUAACGUGCAGUGUGGGGAGAAAACCAGCUCCUUCUGGCAGUGUCCCUCCACUCCCUGGAACCCGCAGUCAUGUGAAGACCUGCGAGAUGAGAUCCACAUCACCUGCAAUGGGGGACGCCCAGAAAUGCCGCCGACCCUGUUGGCCCCGUGCCCCAGCUCCACGAGCUGCACAGCCAGGGAGAAGAUUCGUGCGGUGGGAGGCGAGGACAGGUGCUCGGGCAGAGUGGAGGUCUGGCACCGUGGCUCUUGGGGGACAGUGUGUGACGAUUCCUGGGACAUGCAGGAUGCUGAGGUGGCAUGCAGGCAGCUGGGCUGUGGCCCCGCGGUGUCUGCCCUGCAUGAGGCUGCGUUUGGGAUGGGGAUGGGCCCCAUCUGGCUGGAGCAGGUGGAGUGCCGGGGGACAGAGCUGUCUCUACAGGACUGCUGGGCCCGUCCUGGGGACAGUGGUGCUUGUCGGCAUAAGGAAGAUGCUGCCGUGCGCUGCUCAGAUCUUACUCGAGGCCGUCUGACUGGCAGCGGGAGAGUCUCAGUGCCCGUCAUCAUCUGCAUCAUCCUGGGGGCCCUUCUCUGCCUGCUCCUGGCCCUCCUGGCCGGGCAAGUGCUAAGCACCAGGACUGGGCGCAGAGGCUCCAGGAGAGCUCAGGAGCUCUUCCCCGAGGCCGUGUACGAGGAGAUCGGUUACAGCCCAGCGUGGGAGAAGCAGGCGAGGUUUGGUCGCUCAGAUGUUCUUGUCCUGGUCGCAGGUGAGCCAGCGGAUGGCUAUGAUGAUGCCAGGGAGGUUUCUGACCCUGGAGAGGAUGCUGCCCCUGAGCAGGCUCUGGACCUGGUGCUGGCAGUGCUGUACUCGGUGGUACCUCCAGCAGUGAACCCCCUCAUCUACAGCAUGAGGAACAAGGUGCUCAAAGACACCCUGAAGAAACUGAUUCAAUUAUUCUUCUGUCAGCAGCAGUAA